AUGGAGAAUGAGUCGUCAUGGAAGAGCCUGCAGCUUCCCUUUUAUGUGGUGAUCCAAGAUAAAUCUCAGGGUAGGCUACGAGACAAUAACCAUCGUGAUGAUGGCGAUGAUAACAAUAGAGAGAUGAGCAAAUUCACAUCAAUUGAGUAUGAUAAGAUAUUGGGAAAUAGUGUUGAGAAUAGUGAAUUGUUUGAGGCCCCAAUCAAUGUGUAUCCAGAAAUACGGUACAAGUUUGUCGAUGAUUUGGAAGACAUCAAAAAUGGAUCUCCGGCUGAGCAUGGUGCAGGGCACCAUCAUCACCACCACCACCCAGUGGGGCAAGAGGGACUCAAUAAUGACGAUACCGUGGUGGUAUUAGACUUUGAUCACCGAGGGGAAAACAUCGUUGGAUCAAGGUGCCUUAGUGACAAUUGGCAAGUGUAUGAGAUCAGCAGAAUGAAGAAUAAUAAGGUAUCAUUUGAAGGGCCUAACAAUCACGAAAAUACCACCAAUAUCGUUAUAAAGGGCACCAACAGCACGAUUGAUUUGGAUUCGGAAGCGCCGAUUGCUGGGACGGUCAAGGUGCCCAAGAAAGUAACAGGAGAGGAGGAAGAUUUGGAUCAGUCGAUUGAGGAUAUCCGGAAUUUGGUGAGCUUGUUUAACGAGAGGAAUAAACAGUUAGAGCAGAUGGUCAACUUGCAUUCUACCUUCCCUAGAUGA
Messenger RNA from Saccharomycopsis crataegensis, 699 nucleotides. RefSeq lists its product as uncharacterized. Bases 1 to 699 code for a protein of 232 amino acids. The record is from RefSeq and is a predicted model, not a curated record. Lineage: Eukaryota; Fungi; Ascomycota; Saccharomycetes; Ascoideales; Saccharomycopsidaceae. The transcript has a single exon.